This is a messenger RNA of Daldinia childiae, 1842 nucleotides long. Its product is annotated as putative transporter mfs2. The coding region runs from base 1 to 1842 and encodes 613 amino acids. Gene Ontology annotation, molecular function: transmembrane transporter activity. The transcript has 5 exons. The record is from RefSeq and is a predicted model, not a curated record. Gene Ontology annotation, biological process: transmembrane transport. NCBI's taxonomy places the organism in Eukaryota, Fungi, Ascomycota, Sordariomycetes, Xylariales, Hypoxylaceae.
AUGGCAGGCCAUGAAAAUGCAGAAAACGGGCUUAACAAGGACGAGAGAAAACUCGAGUAUAUGAAAAAGCAUAAGAUGGAAUCACGCGAGGACUCAGUUGAGGAGAAGCGAAGCCAGCAUAGGCGUCUAAGCCACUCGAGCCGUGCAUCGAAUGCCUCCGACGAUACGGAUCCAUUGUCGCCGCUAGAGUUGGCAAUCUCGCCUGGAAUACAAGUUUUCGAAGAGGUCGCUCGUGUGCGUACAGCGACUAGCGUUGGGACCUCGGCGUCGCGGCUCCCAGACUACGAAGUUGCAUUUGAGGAGAACGAUCCGGAAAACCCUCGAUAUUGGCCUUUAUGGUACCGGUCGUUUGUUAUCUUCGCUAUUAGUUUUUCGUCGUGGGUAAUCGUACUUUACAGCACCAGUUACACGGCGUCGACGCCUGGUUUGGUAGAAGAAUUCGAUUCUUCUACCACUAUAGUGACUCUCGGUGUCACCACUUAUAUGUUCGGUCUUGCAACAGGGAGUCUGCUGGUAGCACCUGCGAGUGAGCUCUAUGGGCGUAGGCCCGUGUAUAUCGUUUGCUUGAUCUGCUUCGCGGCCAUGGUAAUUCCAACAUGUCUAGCAACCUCGCUAGCUGAGAUUCUCGUGGUCCGAUUCUUCGCGGCGAUGUUCGGGAGCGCGAUGAUAGCUAACAGUCCAGGAACUGUUGUAGAUAUCUCGACGGAAGAAACUCGCGCUUUAUUCAUGUCGCUAUAUUCAACGGCCCCAUUAAAUGGCCCGGUGUUGGGCCCUGUGAUCGGCGGCUACGUUUUCCAAUACCUAGGAUGGAGAUGGGAUAAUUGGCUUGUUCUUAUACUUGCCGGGGUCGGCAUCUUUUUGAUGCUCUUCACUAAGGAGACAUAUGCUCCUAUAAUUCUCCAGAAAAGAGCUGCAAAAAUGCGCAAGGAAACUGACGACGAAAGAUGGUGGUGUCGGUAUGACCAGAAGCUGUCUAAGGCGGCACUUAUAAAGAUUUGUCUGUUAAGGCCCUUCGAGUUCUUUAUUAAAGAACCUAUCCUAUGGUUUUUUAACGUCUGGAUCUCUUUAAUCUACGGAAUUCUCUACCUCUGCUUCGUCGCCUAUCCUAUCGUAUUCUCUCAACACCGUGGCUGGGGUCCAGGCACUUCUGGCCUCGCGUUUAUUGGAAUUGGUAUCGGUUGUACAUUCGCCAUUGUCGCCGAACCCCUAUGGCGCAAAAUUAUCAACUCUCAUCCCAAGGAUCCCGCUACUGGGCGCGCACCUCCUGAAGCGACUGCUCGUGUUAUGAUUAUUGGUGCGAUACUUGUUCCCAUCGGCCAGCUCGUCUUCAGCUGGACAUGCUUACCUACGACCAUUCAUUGGGCUAUUCCUAUCGCUUUUGGUAUUCCUUUUGGUGCAGGUAAUACGCUAAGCUUUAUCUAUGGCUCUAAUUAUCUAGCUGGCGCGUAUGGUAUCUAUGCUGCGUCCGCAUUAGCGGGUAAUGCUGUAACUCGUAGCAUAUUUGGUGGUACCCUGCCUCUCGCUGGCCCUUCCAUGUAUGCAAAACUUACUCCACAGUGGGCUGGUACGCUCCUAGGUCUAUUAGAAGCGGCUAUGAUUCCUAUCCCCAUCAUAUUUUAUCGAUACGGCGAAAAGAUCCGCUCCAAAAGCACCAUUAUCCGACAGAUGCGUGAGGAUCAGGAGAAGAAUGAACGCCGAGUCGCAAGGGCAAAGAAACAUAAAGAGAGACUUGAAACUGAGGAGAAUAGCGACGCGCCAGCUCUAAUGAAAGAGGUUGGUGAAAAUCCUGAAGACCUGGAGAAAGGUGUUAUUAGGCCGGCUGCCACGGUUAUAUCGGCCUAG